Molecule: messenger RNA, 1311 nt
Organism: Symbiodinium natans
Lineage: Eukaryota; Dinophyceae; Suessiales; Symbiodiniaceae
Source: the annotation of a GenBank genome assembly
AUGGCUUCGCAUCCAGAACUGUGGGAAGCGGUGCGCCAGCUCCAGAUUCCCUUCGACACGGCCGUGCUCGUCCGCGGUUUCGACUUCGGAACGACAGAACAGCAGAUCCGAAAUCACUGCAGUAUUGUGGGGCCUGUGAGAGUAGCGAUGAUCGACAAGGGCGCAGCGGUGGUUUCCUAUCCGUCGCCAGAGCAAGCAGAGCAGGCCGUGCUGCAGCUCAACAAGACCACCAUUUCGGGCAAUCGGCGCUACAUUGAUGUGAAGUCGAGUGGACAGGAAAGCAGCAACAACAAGCGGCCGGCUCAAUUCACGGCGACGGGUACCACGAACCGAGUGUUUGUGAGGGGCUUCGAUUUCGGCACCACAGAUGAGCAGUUGCAGGUGCACUGUGGCUCUGCAAGCACACUGAGCGCUGCAAGCACACCGCAGCUGCAAGUGCUGCAAGUGGAAGGAAUGCCAGAAGGUUCUUCUGAAGACGAUGUGAAGCAGAUCUUUGCUCAAUAUGUGUCAGUGAUUUCCAUCAAAUCUUUGCCCUCUGGUACAGGAGCUGGGGAGGCAUGGCUGCUUCAAUGUGGCACUGCAGACGAAAGCCAGUACAUCCUGGAAACCCUGAAUGGAAACAUCCCCCAAGGCCUUCACGACCCUGUGGCCAUAAGACCUUCAGGAUCAGGGAAUGCUGGGGAUACACGUUCUGCACACGCGACGGGCGCAGCAGGCAAGGGAAAGGGUAAAGAUCAGGUGACGUUGUAUGUCACUGGCUUGCCUCUGGAGUCCACUGACGACAGCCUCUUUAGCUUUUUCGACCAGUUUGGAGAAGUAUACGACAGCAAGAUACUUCCUGUGUCUGAAUUCGGGUCGACCAUGGAAGGUACUCUUCGAAUGUCUCAAAACGACGGUGCCUGGUGCGUGGAGAAUUUGAAUAACUUCCAGCCCGCGAAGUACCCGGCACCCCUCAGCGUGACUUUUCCGAAGGAUCAUGGGGACAAGGGCGGCCCUUCGGGCAAGGCCCUCCUUGACACUGAUGCCACGGACUCCAUGCAUGUCGGAAGCUCCCACCCGGGCCACUUGCCCGAGAGCACCCCUGGCCCUCAGGGCAGAUCUUGGACCGCUGAGCCUGGGUGGGGCAAUGGGAACGAUGUGACGAAGGGCCUUUCAGGGGGCAAAGGUCCAUAUGGCAUGUGGGAUCCGAGGGCGAAGGGGCCCGUGAAAGGGGCACAGGGAAAGGAGCUCGGAUUUGCUGAUUGGGGAGGCGGUUGGGGCAAGGGCGGCAAGUUUGCAAAGGGCAAGGGAAAGAGGCCAGGACCUUAUUGA